Oreochromis aureus is the source of this 2551-nucleotide messenger RNA. It is a transcript of the gene rab3il1, whose product is annotated as RAB3A interacting protein (rabin3)-like 1. Gene Ontology annotation, cellular component: Golgi to plasma membrane transport vesicle. Lineage: Eukaryota; Metazoa; Chordata; Actinopteri; Cichliformes; Cichlidae. The record is from RefSeq and is a predicted model, not a curated record. Gene Ontology annotation, molecular function: guanyl-nucleotide exchange factor activity. The transcript has 12 exons. Gene Ontology annotation, biological process: exocytosis. Bases 220 to 1518 code for a protein of 432 amino acids.
UAUAACCAGGAGGACCAACAGCAGGGCGAAGUGCUGGGCGUUUGGUUUCUGCUGCUUUUGGCAGAUUUUCUUCUGCGCUGGCAACGUCUGUGAAUCAAUUUUGCUUAUUUCUGGUGCUUAAUACCCACACACGUCAGAGUCAUCCUUCCUCAAAUUAAAUCGUCCCAGGAGCUAUCUAACAGCAUUUGAUGAAUCUCUGCACAGCCUGAGAGAUAACUUAUGGAUGCUUUUGAGGGAAUUCACAGCGUCCAGAUUUCCUCUUCUCCACCUUCUUCAACUUCAUCGAGCCCGGGAUAUGAAGUCCUCAAGGCGGGGAUAUCUGGGAUUGCAGUAUACUCCUCUGCAGUCUUCUUUGGCACACAAAAUGUGCCUACGGUCAGGCACAAGUCUGGCAAGGUCACCAAGGAGGAAGCCUGUGUUGUUGGACAGUUGGUAGAUCUGGAUCCAGAGCCAGAGACCAGAAUGGAGGGAGGAGACCAGGUUGGGCCCACCUCAAUCCGAGGCCAUGGCCAGCUCUCCCGGCUUCGCAGCUCCUCCCUGGAGAUCAGGGAAAAAGGGUCAGAGAUCCUCAGGGAACAGCUGGAUGCUGCAAAGAAGGAACUGAAACUAAAGGACAAGGAGUGCGAGCGUCUGUCGCAAGUUAGGAAUCAGCUGGAGCAGGAGCUAGAGGAGCUGACAGCCAGUCUGUUUGAGGAGGCUCACAAGAUGGUGCGUGACGCUAACGUGAAACAAGCAGCUUCAGAGAAACAGCUCAAGGAGGCUCAGGGGAAGAUUGAUGUUCUGCAAGCAGAAGUGACGGCACUCAAGACUCUGGUGUUGACGUCCACACCUUCUUCACCAAACCGCCAGCUGCAUCCACAGCUGCAGUCAUCGGGUACCAGGGGAUCGUAUAAAUCGCACAUCCGAAACAAGAGCGCCAGCGGUGCAUUUCCACUCUCACCUGCAAAAAAAGAAGUUUCCUCAGUUUCCAUUCAGCCUGUGUCCAAAGAGGACCGAGAGAUGGACUCCAUUUUAUUUGCUGAGUUUUUGAUGUGGAAGGAAUGCCCGAGUCUGGACCGCUCCUCUGCCUUCCUGAGUCGUAUUUACAGAGAAGACAUCGGGCCCUGCCUCUCCUUCACGAGAUCAGAGCUGUCUCAGCUGGUUCAGAGCGCAGUGGAGAACAACUCUCUGACCAUCGAGCCUGUCGCCAUGUCGGCAGUACCGAUGGUUAAAGCCUCAGCUAUAGAGUGUGGAGGUCCUAAUGGCUUUAGGGCUGCAGUAGAGACAAAAUGUGCAUUAAGUGGCCUGUCACGGCUUUGCAAACAUCGCAUUAAACUUGGCGACAAAGAGAGCUACUAUUACAUCUCACCUUCCAGCCGAGCACGGAUCACGGCUGUCUGCAAUUUCUUCACUUAUAUCCGCUACAUCCAGCAGGGCCUGGUGAGACAUGAUGCGGAGCAGAUGUUCUGGGAAAUCAUGCGUCUUCGUAGAGAGAUGAAUGUGGCCAAAUUAGGUUUCUACCUCACUGACCAGGGCUAGGCCGGUACCUGGAGCACCCAACAAGAGAGCAUAGCAGUUACAGCCUUGGGUAACUGUGGCAACGCACACGUCUUUGAUCAGGUUGAACAGUGCUGCAGCAGAGGUCACCAGCAAGGGAAGCAAAACGUGUUUGUCACUUUUGGAAAUGCAAUAAAACGAUUAGAAUCAAACCAGCACUCCAGGAAUGACAUUAAAGUCCAUGUUUUGUUUGAUGAUGUUAUUCCCAGACAUGUCGGAGAGGGUUUUUCUGUUGCACUACAUUCCCGGAAAAUAACUGUUGUCCUCCAGAAAGUGUGGAGAAACUUCUUACUGAAUCACCCAUGGAACACAAAAUUUCUCAUUUUUACACAAUAGACUGUGUGUCCUGAUUAAGGCAUUAGCCUGCAAAAUAAUGAGCACAAUCUUAACCUCAAGUAUUACAAAUAUGUGGUGUAAUAGUUUUAUUGUUUCCACACAGCAAUGAUUCAGUUUGUUUUCUUUGUACUUUCAGUUAUCAGCUCAGACACCACAGCCCAGACCUUCAUUCUGAGCAUGGCCUUAAUUUUGUUGGUACACCUCCUGCUCUGCCUUGUACAAAGACUUAACUUAGUCACCUUCAGCUUCUCGUUAGCCCUGUACCUAAAAAUCAGAUGUAUUGUUAAUUAUUACCCACCCAUGCUCAGAAUAGGGAGAGCUUUACAGUGCCAGGGGAAAAAAAGCUUUUAAGAUGUGAUUGAGUUUUGCACAUCUGUAGUUAACAAUAUGAACAUAAAGUAAAAGCCAUAAUUGACUUUGCAUGAAUGCAGAACAUAGCCAUAGUGUAUAUAGGUUGUACCUCAUAUUAUAGAUUUAUUGUUACUGACUUUUUUCUUUUUUUCUUUAAAGAUUUUUGUUUAAAAAAAAAAAAAAAGGUAAAAAUAAAGUAUAGCGUGUCAGAGCGUGCAAUAACUGCUUCUUAGCCUUAUGCAGGGCUUUGAGGUUCCUGACCUCAGUGUACUCAUAAUCACCUGUGUAAAAACUCCAUUAAACACGAGGUAUUGUAUACCAGCUAUCA